CUUUAUUGAUAGUCUAGUCUUUGAUUGAACACGAUGAGGAAGGCUUUUGUUGGGUUAUAUUUUACUUUGACUACUUUUAUUUUCAUGGAUUAUCGGACAUGUGAUGGAAAGCUUCUGAAGACAAAACCUAAAAUCUCCUGGAACGACAUAAUUAAUCCAAAAUAUAAUGCUGGGAAAAUUUCUCCCUGGAAGUCCAGCGGAAACACUUUGGGUGUAAAACAACACUCCAUCCACACCGUUAAUACAAAGGUCACCAGACAUGUUGAAAGUCCAACUCAAUGGAAGACAAAGACAGCAAAGCAGGAACAUGGAUCUAACGGGAAAAGUCAACAACGACAUGGUUCUGGAAUUAAUAUACAGGAAAAGGCGAAAAUAAACAACAUUCAAACACAAAAGAAACAGUCUUCAAAUCACAUAUCUUCAUUUCCAAAGUAUGAGACUACGACACCGUGGAGUCUCGAGGACAAUUACUUCGACCAUACCACCAUACAACCAUAUCUCGGGUCUGAUCAGUAUGCGUAUUACUAUUAUACAGCAUUACCAUCAAUGUUUUACUACGAUUAUUUUGGAAAUGGCAAACACAGCUUCACAAGUUCAACAGAAGAACCAGAUUACGAAGGUGAGGAUGUGAAAACUGUUUCCAAUUCAACUGCGACCAAGGCAGAGGGGAAAAAGAUCGAGGCUGAUGAUAUCACAACAGUCUCUACGGUUACCACAACAGACAAACAAACAAAGAACGAAAUAGAGGCUGAAGAUGUAACAACACUGAAACCAAAAGUAUCCGGAAAGAAAGUGAAUAACAAGAUCACAACAACCACAGCUCAAGCCAUCACCGAAGGAAUAGAAUUGGAAGAUCGAACUACAACAUCUUCUCCUGCAGGACAAAGCAAACAGAAGACAAUUAUACAGGCUCGAAAGUUGAAGGCGAAAGACGUCAUCACGCCUGCGCCGAAGAAAACAAUCCCGGUAAAGAAGGCCGCUCAAAUAAAAAUGAAACAAAGCAUUGGGAAUCAACACCGUAUAAGCAAGCUUGUUGUACCCAUUCGUAAUGGUGGACCCCAAAAACGUUAUCCUCCAAAAUAUCGAUUCGCUACAUAUCAAAAACGUCAUCAAAUUCCUGUUUUAAAGGAAAUAUAUUCGAUGCCUAAAUUCAUGAACAGAAAACAAAUGCAAAAUCAACCAAGCAAUUUUGCAUUGCGAAAUCAUCAAAACGCUAAUGUGAUCAAAACUAAGUUAGGACAUACUUCUACAGGACUAAGACCAGGUGUGAAGUCUUCCGUUAUAUAUAAUGUUAUUGCACCAAAGCAGUUUACUUACAGUGUGGGACCGUCAAACAAUAAGCAAACCUCAAUCGCUCACCGUACAGCGCGACAAAAUAAAGCGCACCUGCAACACUCGGGAAAUGUAAGAGGGAAGAACCAGAAUCCCCCAAAACAGCGACAAGGGUGUCGCAACUUCCGGAAAUGUCCUAGUAAUCUGCAGCCAGUGUGUGGUACAGAUGGAGUGUCCUAUAGAAACGAGUGCAUGCUCAAAAUGGCCGCUUGUUUGAGAGGUGGACUGGCGAAAAUCAGCAUCCGACACAGAGGUGUAUGUUAAAUCCAGAUUAAAUGCCGGACAGAGAUGUAUGCUGAAUCCGGAUUACGUGUCACAAACAAAGAUGUAUGCUGAAUCCGGAUUACAUGUCAGACUACCAAAAGAGUGUUUAACUAUGCUGCAGAUCUUUCCUGUCCUUUAUAAAAGGGCGUUAUCCAACAGCUCUGUACACGAGAAAUGCAUGGACCAGUGAGCUUACAAAACACAACGGGAUAGAAAUUCAUGAUAAUUUUUACAUUGUACGUUGAAAAUCCACCAGAUGUCCUGUCUGUGAAAUAUCGACGGAGGCGAAAUGAUGAAUUUAAGAAAUUCACAGCGUUUAUUAGAUCGAGAUUAAGUAAUUCCAGAUGAUCAGAAAGAGUUUGUAGAGUGAUGUAUCUAAGACCACUGUCUCUUGAAGGUCAUUUUAUUUCAAGUUUCAACCAUAUUGGUUCUCUAUUCUACAUGAUACGUGAUGUAGGUAAUGUGUUAGAUAUUGUAUAUCAACUUAUUUUGUACAAAGGUAACUUUUAUUUUUAUCAAUAAAAUGUCCUAAGUGAAAA
Messenger RNA from Ostrea edulis (European flat oyster), 2135 nucleotides. RefSeq lists its product as uncharacterized. The record is from RefSeq and is a predicted model, not a curated record. Bases 34 to 1596 code for a protein of 520 amino acids. The transcript has 3 exons. Lineage: Eukaryota; Metazoa; Mollusca; Bivalvia; Ostreida; Ostreidae. Gene Ontology annotation, molecular function: protein binding. Gene Ontology annotation, biological process: multicellular organism development; cell differentiation.